GAUAUAGUGAAUGCAGGGUCCGGGGAGACCAGAUAUAGUGAAUGCAGGGUUCUGGGGAGACCAGAUAUAGUGAAUGCAGGAUAUAGUGAAUGCAGGGUUCUGGGGAGACCAGAUAUAGUGAAUGCAGGGUCCGGGAGACCAGAUAUAGUGAAUGCAGGGUCCGGGGAGACCAGAUAUAGUGAAUGCAGGGUCCGGGGAGACCAGAUAUAGUGAAUGCAGGGUCCGGGGAGACCAGAUAUAGUGAAUGCAGGGUCCGGGGAGACCAGAUAUAGUGAAUGCAGGGUCCGGGGAGACCAGAUAUAGUGAAUGCAGGGUCCGGGGAGACCAGAUAUAGUGAAUGCAGGGUCCGGGGAGACCAGAUAUAGUGAAUGCAGGGUCCGGGGAGACCAGAUAUAGUGAAUGCAGGGUUCUGGGGAGACCAGAUAUAGUGAAUGCAGGGUUCUGGGGAGACCAGAUAUAGUGAAUGCAGAGUCCUGG
This is a messenger RNA of Staurois parvus, 477 nucleotides long. NCBI's taxonomy places the organism in Eukaryota, Metazoa, Chordata, Amphibia, Anura, Ranidae. The record is from the annotation of a GenBank genome assembly.